AUGUGGAAGUCCCUCAAGGCCGCUUUCACGCCCUCUGCCUUCGAGCCUGAACUACCACCCGAGCUGCUCCAAACUAUCCAAGUCCACGCCGCGCGCAAAGGAUCCGUCACUUCUGCCGGCAGCGAUGCUUCUUUCCAACCAGAAUUCGACCCACUGGUCGCAUCGGCUUUUGAGCUAGCGGAAAUGUUGAACGCAGGCGUCAUCACCAGCGUAGAAAUCGUAGAGGCCUAUUUGCACCAGAUUGAGCAUCACAACCGGAGGGGAAGACAGCUUAGGGCAUUGAUAAGUGUGGCGCCGAGACAUGAGUUGGUACGCAUUGCGAGAAGGUUAGAUGAUGAGAGGAGUAGGGGGAAGAGGAGAGGACCGUUGCAUGGGAUACCAAUUGUAUUGAAGGACAAUAUCAUGACGGAUGCGAAUUUGGGCAUGGAUACUACUGUUGGCUCGUACGCUUUUGUGGGAUGCAUACCAAAGAGGAACGCUACCAUCGUCGACCGUCUCAUCCGAAGAGGCCUCAUCAUAUUAGGGAAAUCGAAUCUCACGGAGUUCUGUGGGUUGAAGAACCCAUCUAUGCCGCCUGGGUGGUCAGCUGUGGGAGGUCAGUGCCAGUCACCGUAUGUGGCAAGACAUAUUGCGAAAAAGAAGCUACAUUGGGAACUUUCCGCACCUGGAGGCUCAUCUACAGGAUCAGCCGUGAGCGUGGCAUCGGGGUUUAGUGCUCUUGCUAUUGGAACCGAUACACUCGGUUCUCUUAUCACACCUGCGAACCGCGCUGGCUUGUAUGCGCUGAAACCUACGAUCGGUGAAGUUCCCAUGGAUGGCAUUUUUUCACUCAGCAAGAGCUUCGACUCAGCUGGUGGAAUGGCCAAAUCAGCAAAAGACCUCGUCGCCCUCAUGGACGUGAUCCUCUCUCCAACCGGCAAAGAAACGAAAUUCGGUGCUCAAAAACCCACCUACAAGAUUCGCUCCGAUUUUGCGGGCCUCCGCAUCGGCUUCACCGAGCCUACGAUUUGGAGAUCCUGGCGCAAAAGCGGCCGGAUCAACGCCGAUGCCGAGCGCUUCAUGCUGCAGAAAUACGAUAUGGUCGUGCAAUCCCUCAUCGAAAUGGGCGCCGACAUCGUAUACCCAGUAGAACUACCUUCUCAAUCGUCCUUGAACUAUGAGAAUGCGAAUGCUUUCGAGCCCAUCGUAUACUCCGAGUUCAAAGAAUGCCUUACAGAGUUCAUACGGCAGUUCAAGACGACGAAAGUACAUUCCCUCGCCGAGAUUAUAAAUUUUAACACUGAGCAUCCCGAACUCACUCUCCCGCCAAACUGCCCCCACCAAAACGACCUCAUCUCCGCACUGCAAUCGCACACGCCUAAGGAACAUCUAAACCACCUUCGUACGCAUCUGCUUACAGCCGGCGGCCGCGAUGGCCUCGACUUCCUCUUCAACCAGCACCAGCUCGAUAUUCUUAUUGCGCCAGGAGAUUCCGCAUUGUCGACGCUUUCAGCAGCGGCAUCCUACCCCACAGCCGCCUGCCCCCUCUCCGCCCUCAAAUUAAACGGUCAGCCCUUCGGUCUCACUCUAACAUCUCCACCCCACACCGAACACACCCUCUUACACUUCCUCACCGCUUACGAAUCCACCUUCCCCCCUCGCGCGCUACCACUCCCUCUAUCAUCUGUCCCAUUGCAAUCCGCGACCGAGCCUGGCAUCGAUGCUGGCAUCGUGGAAGUCAUUCUCAGGGCAUGGGAUGAGAGGAGGUGGGGAUGUAGUGCGGAUGCGCUGGCGGGGUGGCUGAAUAGAAGGUGGAAGAAGAGCGGGUAUGAGGUUAGUGCCGAGAUGGUUUGUGAGGUGCUGAGGGGGAAUGGAAGGAUGGCGUUUAGGGGGUUGGAUGGGCAGGAAGAUUACAGCAAGGGCAGGAGUUUGGAGGGGAGCUCGAAUGCGAGUUCGAGAUGA
This is a messenger RNA of Didymosphaeria variabile, 1941 nucleotides long. RefSeq lists its product as uncharacterized. NCBI's taxonomy places the organism in Eukaryota, Fungi, Ascomycota, Dothideomycetes, Pleosporales, Didymosphaeriaceae. Bases 1 to 1941 code for a protein of 646 amino acids. The transcript is spliced from 3 exons. The record is from RefSeq and is a predicted model, not a curated record.